UUGAUCCCUCGGUUACUUUUGAUUAUACCGCUAACGGCACGACGGAUGAUAAUGCAAAAUAUCACGAUUUCCGUUAUUCGACUAACGACUACCGACCCGAUUGGUAUUUUGAAGAGGUUUUGAUGAAAAUGAGGUCUAAUUUCCUGGUUGGUCAAAAAGGGAUUUCUCCACAAAAUGUCAAAGACCUGGCAAUCAUCAAUAAGAGACAGGUUGCAAUUCUACACGACAACGUUUACGAUCUUACUCCAUACAUCACCGGUGGUCGUGCUGCUGUUGGUCCUGGUGGGUCUCCGGUUUCUGGAGUUGACAAAGAUUUCAUGUUAAGUUAUGUUGUUGAUCUUUUUACGACCGAUAGUGGCCUUGACAUCAGCAAGAAGUUCGACGCUCUGCGUAUCGACUCGACGCUCCGAAGGAACCAAUUGACAUGUUUACGUAAUUUGUUCUAUAUCGGAAAGGUGGAUCAUCGUAAUUCUCCGCAGUGUCUGUUUUCAAGAUAUAUCUUGCUUGUAUUCUCCGGAAUAUUGGUUGCGGUCAUCUUGUUCAAGUUUUUGGCUGCCUUACAGUUGGGCGCUAGACGUGAACCGGAGGAACAUGACAAGUUUGUCAUAUGCCAAGUCCCGUGCUAUACUGAGGGCGAUGAAUCAAUGCGUAAAACGUUGGACUCUCUGGCCGUAUUGAAAUAUGAUGAUAAACGAAAACUUCUGUUCAUAGUUUGCGACGGGAUGGUCGUAGGUGCCGGAAACGAUCGUCCAACACCAAUUAUAGUUUUGGAUAUUCUUGGAGUAGAUCCAAACGUAGAUCCUGAACCGCUCAGCUUCAUCUCCCUCGGCGAUGGCGCCAAGCAACACAACAUGGGAAAAGUUUAUUCUGGUUUAUAUGAGUGCAACGGACAUGUUGUUCCUUAUAUUGUGGUGAUCAAAGUUGGAAAACAAAAUGAACGACGUCCUGGUAAUCGUGGGAAACGUGAUUCUCAAAUGUUGCUCAUGCGCUUCUUGAACAAAGUCCAUUUUGAUUCUGAGAUGGCACCUUUGGAGUUGGAAAUGUUUCAUCAAAUUAAAAAUGUAAUUGGGGUGAAUCCCUCUUUCUACGAAUAUAUUCUUAUGGUGGAUGCGGAUACUGAGGUCAUGCCCGAUUCUUUGAACCGACUUAUUUCUGCAUUUAUGCAUGACACGAAAGUCAUGGGUCUUUGCGGAGAGACAAAUUUAUCCAAUGAAAAAGAUUCUUGGGUUACCAUGAUUCAAGUCUACGAAUACUACAUAUCCCAUCACCUUGCGAAAGCCUUCGAAUCUCUCUUUGGCACUGUAACUUGUUUACCUGGUUGUUUUUGCAUGUACCGCGUGCGCACGCCAGACUCGCACAAACCUUUAUUAGUAAGCAAUCAAGUUAUCGAAGAUUACUCCGAGAACAUCGUGGACACCCUUCACAAAAAGAAUUUGCUUCAUCUCGGUGAAGAUCGUUACCUGACCACUCUCAUGAUGAAGCAUUUCCCGAAUUACAAGUUGAUGUUCGUCCCAGACGCUCAAUGUAAAACCACGGCUCCCGAUCAAUGGUCUGUGCUCAUCUCUCAGCGUCGUCGAUGGAUUAAUUCUACUGUUCACAACCUGAUGGAAUUGGUAUUCUUGCCACAACUUUGCGGUUUUUGCUGUUUCUCCAUGCGUUUCGUGGUCAUGAUCGAUUUAUUUGCCACGCUGAUCAUGCCGGCAACAGUUGGUUACCUUGGUUAUCUUAUUUAUUCGGUCAUCGUAAACCCUACGACGAUUCCCGUCACGUCCCUGCUGCUGUUGGCUGCUGUUUACGGUCUUCAGGCCGUCAUAUUCGUUCUUCGCCGAAAAUGGGAACACGUUUGUUGGAUGAUUGUUUACAUUGUUGCCAUGCCUGUUUUCUCUUUCUAUCUUCCCAUCUACGCAUUUUGGCAUUUUGACGAUUUCUCGUGGGGUAACACUCGUGUGGCGAAAGGCGAGAAAGGCAAGAAAGUGCUUGUUUCUGAUGAAGGCAAGUUUAAUCCAAAGGAAAUUCCAUUGAAGAAAUGGUCCGAUUACGAACAAGAACCGUGGGAAGUUAAUACACAAGUAUCUCAAGAAUCCUCUCACUCGAGAACUUCAGAUCGAUCGUAUAGGAGUAACCGUUCGGCCAAAAAAACGGGCUCUCGGGCCGGGUCCAUGUACGGAGAUUACGAUAAUAAAGGUCGACCUCGUUCUCCGGCUCCUCCAUUCGAUGAUGUGAAACGGCCUUAUAGUCCUGGCGAUGUGCGAGCAUCUCGUGCAUAUUCCAAUGCGCCUGGCGGCGAAUAUGAAUCAAGACCCGUUAGUCUAGCGGACGGUGGAUAUUAUGGAAGUGCGAUAAUUGAUUCCAGCUUUCCUUCCGAUGACGAAAUUCUCCGAGAGAUUAGAAACAUCUUGGCUAACGCCAAUCUCAUGUCGAUCACAAAGAAACAAGUUCGCGAUGAUCUGUCACACUACUUUGGCAUGGAUAUGAGUCCCAAGAAAGAAUACAUUAAUAAUUGUAUAGAAUUGAUUCUACAGGGGAAACU
Molecule: messenger RNA, 2530 nt
Organism: Acaulospora morrowiae
Lineage: Eukaryota; Fungi; Glomeromycota; Glomeromycetes; Diversisporales; Acaulosporaceae
Source: the annotation of a GenBank genome assembly